AUGAAAGCUGCUGUUGCGACUGGGAUUGAAGAUGUCGACAAUCAUAUCCACGUCAAGGAAGAUUGGCCCAAACCGACGCUGGCAACAGCCAUAGAUUCAAAGACUGGCAAACUAGUCUCGGAACUCAAGGAUGCGCACUUAAUCGUUCGUGUACUCGCAUGUGCCAUUGCUCCCGGAGACUGUCGACUGUUUCGGGGAAAGACAGAUAUGGCACAGCUUCCAAAAUACGGCAGACCGUAUGUGCUUGGCAGUGAUAUUUGUGGGAUCGUGAUGGAAGUUGAUGACAAGAAUUCCUACUUUCAAGUUGGUGACAAGAUUAUUGCUCGUUUUGCCGAGCCACAACCGGUAGGAAUGUGUGCAGAGUACUCUUGUGUCAAGACCGAGUUCAGUGAAAAAUGUCCUUCGUCGAUCCCUGCCAUCCAUGCUUGCACCCUGCCAUCCUCGGCAGCAGCGGCCAAGAAUGUUGCCGAAGGCUUUGUCUCAAAGGGAGACAGAGUUUUGUUGCUUGGAGCCAGUGGCGGAGUGGGGACCUUUCUCUCUCAAUACAUUAAACUGCAAGGAGCAAGUUUCUUAGCUGCAACGACGACCCAAGCCAAACUCGCAGAGUCGCUGGGUGUAGAUCGGAUCAUAGACUAUCGAACAGAAAAUUGGUGGGAACUCGAAUCCGAAUUUCAAGGCAAACCGUUUGACAAGGUCAUUGACUUAGUCAAUGGCGAAAACUGGACCCGAGGGGCCCGUUCAGGGACCAAAGUCUUGCCGAAGAAGGUUCCCUAUGUGCAACUUAUCCCCGGCGUCGGAACAGAAAUCAACAUGACUGGUCUUGGCAUCGGAUCGUUUCUUGGUUCCAUGCUCGGUCGAAAACUAGUUUCCAAGUGCCAUCCCUCCUGCCCGAAAUGGGAGAUCCCACAAGGAUUGGAUCUACCACCUGGUCAUCUAAAGAAGGUUCUUGGUGAUGUGGAAUCAGGAAAGGUUCGUGUGAUUUUGGAUUCGGCAGGACCAUUCCAGUUCACGUCCGCAGGCGUUCGCGCGGCCAUGAGGUUGCAACAAUCCAAGCAUGCCCACGGCAAAGUAGUGAUAGAAAUCGCUAAAGAUGAGUGA
Cylindrotheca closterium is the source of this 1098-nucleotide messenger RNA. NCBI's taxonomy places the organism in Eukaryota, Bacillariophyta, Bacillariophyceae, Bacillariales, Bacillariaceae. The record is from the annotation of a GenBank genome assembly.